AUGGCAGUUACUCCAGAUCUCUUAUUAGAUCCUCAAUUGAAAUAUUGGGUAUUAUUACCCAUCUCAUUAACUAUGGUCUUAGUAGGACUCUUACGAUCAAACAUAACCACUUUGUUCAUCACCCCCAAACCAAAACUUCCUGCCUAUAAAAUAUCACGACAACAACAAUUUCUUCAACAAGUAACCUCCUUCAAAUCCAAUAACAAUAAAGUCCUCACUCCGGAAGAAUUCUCACAAAGGAAACAAUAUUAUUUAUCCCAAUUAUCCGACACCCAUUUCCAAAACAUCGACCCAUCCCAAUCAUCAUCAGAACAACAACAACCAUCAUUAUCCCAAUUAUUCGACCCAAACCAGAAUGAAGCCAUGAUGAAUAUGGCAAAAGGGAAUCUCCUCAAUUAUAUCCCCCAAACCAUAAUCAUGGCCUGGGUGAAUUAUUUCUUUGCCGGAUUCAUAAUCAUGAAACUCCCUUUCGGGAUCACCGAUGGAUUUAAACCAAUGUUACAAUCAGGUGGAGCUCCACCUGAUUUAAGUGUGAGAUAUGUUUCGUCAAUCCUGUGGUAUUUUGUCAAUUUGAUGGGGUUGAAGCCGAUUUAUUCGUUGAUUAUGGGAAGAGGUGAAGCUGAUGAAUUGAUGAUGCAACAGACUCAACAACAACAACAGCAGGCUCCAGUGAUGGGUGGUGGACCGGGACAGCCGCUGGCUGAUAAGGUUUUCAAGAAGGAGUUUGAGAAUGUUCAGAUUUUGGAACAGACGGAGUCGAUAUAUGUUGGUAUUGUUGAUCGAGUUUUGAAGCAGUAUGAAUAG
Molecule: messenger RNA, 804 nt
Organism: Hemisphaericaspora subhashii
Lineage: Eukaryota; Fungi; Ascomycota; Pichiomycetes; Serinales; Debaryomycetaceae
Exons: 1
Coding region: 1-804 (267 amino acids)
Biological process (GO): protein folding in endoplasmic reticulum
Cellular component (GO): membrane; EMC complex
Source: RefSeq, a predicted model, not a curated record